Messenger RNA from Guillardia theta CCMP2712, 1674 nucleotides. RefSeq lists its product as hypothetical. Lineage: Eukaryota; Cryptophyceae; Pyrenomonadales; Geminigeraceae. Bases 1 to 1674 code for a protein of 557 amino acids. The transcript is spliced from 13 exons. The record is from RefSeq and is a predicted model, not a curated record.
AUGAUCUUGAUUCCCCGCAACUCCCGCCACAAUGUAGCAGCGGCAGUGAGCUUGCUCGCAUGCACAUUCGCGGUGCUCUGCAUCCUCAGGUGGCAAGAUGCGCAGAUGAGCGGUCAGGUAUCCCUCGCACGCCUCGAUGCUCAGUCGGAGAUGGACGUGCUUGAGACAGACGUCAUGUCUGCGGACAAGCUGCUAACGAUGGAGGAUCGUAGAUCGUCGAGGCAGACGCCGGCCUUUGCGCAGAGUGCUGCUCAGGACGAGGACUAUAAGCUGCGAAAGAUCCGAGGGAGAAUCGAUCGCGAGCAGUCGCAGGAAAGGUUAAACAUCGGGAAGAUGAAGGAUGCAGAGCUUGUUGCGUCGAAGCUCAAGGGGAAGGUGAAAGACGAGGAAUCCCAGCGACAGGAGGACAUGGACGAGCUGAGGGCAGAGACGCAGAGAGCCCAGAAUGUCAUGCAGCACGCGGACGAUGUAAGAGACGUGGGGCGAGCAGAUCGAGAGAUGGAGAUGAUAUCAUACAUGGCAAAGAUGGAGACGCAGACCAUGAAGCUGCUGCGGAGAGAGAUGGAGAAACGCAGGAGCACCAUUUUGUAUCGGGACGGUAGCGACAAGGGAUCAGACAGAAGCUAUGAAGGAAGCUAUGACAGGAGCUACGGCAGAAGCUAUGAAGGAAGCUAUGACAGGAGCAAUCAAAGAAGCAAUGAAAGAAGCUAUGACAGGCAGGAUCCAAACAAUGUCGAACGGCAACGUCCGAGCUACGACAAUCCGCCCUCUGCUUGUACCACCAAACCUGAUCCAGCGGAAUGUGACCGCUGGAGGAAACAAAGAGAAAGAGAGAUUGCUGAGUACGAGAGGAACCUGCGAUCUUCAAGUGACUACAGCUACUCACGAGAAGAGCGCGACAGGAUGUCGGGGUUAGAGCCCAACAUUCACAACACUGUACCUCAGCGUUAUCCUCAUAAAGAUGGAGCUGACCUCGGAGACAACUGGAUCUCCAGCUUUGAUCAGCAGCACAAAGACGGCAGUGGCGACAGUUACAUUUCUCAAAGGCGCUCGAAUGCCGGAUCUCCGUCGUCAGAAGCAGAGACUUUCUUUGGAGGCUCAGACGCAGACAGAUCAAGCCCGCUCUACAGAAAAGACGCCCGGCUGUCCAAGCAAGACAAGGAGAGGCUAAAGGAUGAGCGGCUACUUCAGUUUGCCAACUCGGAGUAUGGCUCGGAACACACGUCUCCUCUGAACCCCAAGCUACUCAAGAUGAUGUGGGGAGACGCGGCGAACUACAUGCGAGACUCUUUCGGGUAUCCGGCGGACUACUUCCCUUCCACAAGGCAGAUGAAGAAGCAACUUAUGAAGACGACCUCCAAAGACGUGCUCCAGGCUCGCUACGACAAGAAGAAAGGAUUCCCAAGGGUCACGCCUGUCGUGGAGCGAUGCAGGAGGAAAUGCAGCGGUUGUCCCUUCAAAGAGAUUGCCAAGGGAUCCCUGAAUGGCAAAGCUGAUCCAUUCGGCUUCCUCGGAGAGCUUCAAGACGAUGAGAUGCCCGAGAAGUUGGUGGCGAGGCAGCGGAACCCGAUGAACAGCUUCAGUCGCUUCGGCGAGCCGAUCUCAGACGCCAUGAUGAAGGGCUGGGACAUGCACAACGGAGUCGACUUUCAGAGGGAGGAUGAGUGGGACUAG